CCUGUUAGUCCGUCUUUCGCAUCUAGUGUAAUUUCCUAAUUCCCACAAAACCCAUCUCCAAAAUUCCCAGUAAACCUAUAGGAUAAGGUAAACAAUCAUCUAGACUUUGCCAUUAAUCUUUUAUCUCCAUGGUAUGUUCAGUUGCACCAUAUUCACCAUCAAAGGAAGGGCCAAGAAUAAGGUGCAGUGUGGCUGUUGAAGAUUAAAUACUCUGAAGACUUCCAGAUUUUCCUUUGAUGACCUGCAAAUGUUAGUUUCUGCACUUUUAACGUCUGUUGGAAUAAACUUUGGGCUUUGUGUUCUGUUUUGGACACUAUACUCUAGCUUGAGGAAACAACCUGCCAAUUACCACGUCUAUGCUCCCCGCUUGCUUUCUGAUGGGCAGUCUCAAGGGAGCAGUACCUUCCGCUUGGAGAGACUAUUGCCUACUCCCGAUUGGGUGAGACGCGCGUGGCAGUCUUCUGAAGAGGAAUUACUCUCUUCUUCUGGUUUGGAUGCUGUUGUUUUCAUGCGCAUCAUCACCUUCAGUUUGAGAGUAAUUACUCUUGCUGUUGUUAUUGGGGUGUUUAUCCUCCUUCCGGUGAACUUCUCUGGAGAUCAACUUCACGAUGUAAAUUUCGCUAACUUAACAAGUAGUUCUUUGGAUAUAUUUACCGUCUCCAACGUGAAAGAUGGCUCCAAUAGGCUAUGGGCACACUUUUGCGCUGUAUAUCUCCUUACCAUCUUUGUUUGUUUCCUUCUUUACCAUGAAUACAAAUAUGUUUCCUCUAGAAGGAUUUCAUACUUUCUCUCAUCAAAACCUCAGCCACAUCAGUUCACCAUUUUGGUUCGCAGUGUGCCUGUUUCUGCUGGGAUCACUGUGAGUGACAGCGUUGAGAGAUUUUUUAAGGAAUAUCAUCCCAGUACAUAUUUAUCACACGUGGUGGUGCGUAGAACGAACAAACUUAGAUAUCUCAUAAAUGACACAAAGAAGUUGUAUAAAAGGCUUAUCCACCUACAAAGAGAACCAACUGCUUCAAAAUCCCAGCCUGGUAGUUUUUUUGGCUUGUUUGAGGCCAAGGAUGAUCUUGUGGAUCACUAUGAAAAGAAAUUAGAAGAUCUCCAGGAGAAUGUUAGGUUGGUGCAAUCAGACGUUUCAAUGGCUGGAGAAGAAGUUCGUGCAGCCUUUGUGUCUUUCAAAUCACGAUAUGGAGCUGCAGUGGCACUGCACAUACAACAAGCAGAUAAUCCUACGCAAAUGGUAGCAGAGCAAGCUCCCGAACCACAUGAUGUUUAUUGGCCUUUGUUCUCUGAAUCAUUCAUGCGAAGAUGGAUAUCUCAACUGAUUGUCAUCGUUGCUUGUAUUCUCCUCACAGCUUUAUUCCUUAUUCCAGUUGUAGUUGUGCAAGGUCUCACUAACUUGUCUCAACUAGAAAUCUGGUUACCAUUCCUCAAGAGCAUCCUGAAUGUAGCAUUUGUCAGUCAAGUAGUUACAGGAUACCUCCCCAGUCUUAUUCUCCAGCUGUUUCUUAUGAUGAUCCCUCCCAUCAUGAAGUUCCUAUCCUCUGUACAAGGACACAUAUCUAUUAGCGAGAUAAUAAAAAGUGCCUGCAACAAAGUUCUUUGGUUUACCAUAUGGAACAUAUAUUUCGCAAAUGUUCUUUCUGGAUCGGUUUUCAGUCAGAUAUUCAUCUUCCUUGAACCCAAGAACGUUCCUGCACGACUUGCUGUUGCAGUUCCUGCUCAGGCAUCAUUCUUCAUCGCCUACGUGGUCACAUCAGGAUGGACAAGUACUACAUCAGAGCUCUUCCGUCUUAUACCUCUCAUUUGCAGCCUAAUAAGAAAAUGUUUCUCUGGAAAUACAAAUAAUGAACUUAAAGAUCCAGCAUUCCCCUAUCACGGGGUCCUUCCAAGGGUUCUCUUUUUUGGCCUACUUGGUAUAACGUACUUCUUCCUGGCCCCUCUGAUUCUGCCAUUUCUCUUGGUUUACUUCUGUCUUGCAUACACGAUAUAUUCUAACCAGUUUAUCAAUGUAUAUGCACCACUAUAUGAGACUGCUGGAAAAUUCUGGCCAAUUGUCCACAACUCCAUGAUCUUCUCUCUUCUAUUGAUGCAUGCCAUUGCAGUGGGAAUCUUCACACUUAAAAAGCUUCCUCUAGCAUCAAGUUUAGUAUUUCCUCUUCCAGUUAUAACUUUGAUCUUCAAUGCAUAUUGCCGGAAGCGUUUUCUACCCAUCUUUGUGGCAUAUUCUGCUGAGACUUUGAUAAAGAAGGACAGAGAGGACAUCAAUGAUGCUACAACUGCUGAGUUUUUUAAUAAAUUAGUUGCUGCCUACCAAGAUCCAGCUUUAUUACCCGUGCAAUAUUCUUCAGAUUCCAACAGAGAAAGGACGUCUCUUCUAUCUCCUGUUUGAAUAUUGAGGCUGUUGGAGUGGCAUCUGAUCCACAUUCCAGAUGGAAAGUUUUGCAGGAUAAAAAUUUUUCUGUCUUUUGCACUUUUUUUUUCAAUAAAAACUCAACAGCUAUUCUACAUAUGAACACCAUGUAGUCUACACUGGUGUCAUUUGGGUAGUGAAGAGGCUUCACAUAUAUAAGUUGCAGAUUGCUACUUUUGUUUUAUAUGUUAUAUAUUUGUCUACAAUAUUUCAACUUAUAAGUAUAGCUUGUCAGGAUGCUAUGUCUUCUUCCUAAGGAAUUUCUGUAUAUGCCAUUUGUGAGACCUAGGAUUACUUCUCCAGUUAAAGUUGGAUGACUAAGGGGAGGCAUUUUGGAUUUGGCGCUGUAA
This is a messenger RNA of Coffea eugenioides, 2763 nucleotides long. Its product is annotated as CSC1-like protein HYP1. The transcript is spliced from 11 exons. Lineage: Eukaryota; Viridiplantae; Streptophyta; Magnoliopsida; Gentianales; Rubiaceae. The record is from RefSeq and is a predicted model, not a curated record. Gene Ontology annotation, molecular function: calcium-activated cation channel activity. The coding region runs from base 248 to 2392 and encodes 714 amino acids. Gene Ontology annotation, cellular component: plasma membrane.